AUGAAGUUUGCGAUUUUCGAUUUUGGAGACAAUACUUUUGAUAUUGGCCAAACAUCAUGGAUACAAGAUGAAAAUUCUACAACAUUUGAUAACGAAUCCUGGCUCUUUACCCACGAAAUAAUUGUCAAGUGGCCCAUAGACUUCAAUGCAGCGAAACGAAAAAUGCGAAAAAAAAUUGAUGAAGAUACAACCAAAACGGAAAGCGAAAGAUAUCCCGCAAGAAUUUUAAAAUUUGGAGGAAAAGGUCAAAGAAUCUCACAAAAGAAUUAUAAAUACCAUUCCGACUCCGAUAAGGAGGAUUAUGAAGUCCAGUUUGGUUCACAUAUAAGUAAAAAACCUCCUUCAAAGAAAAGAAAAGUCCAGAAAGAUAGUGCAACGAAAAACUCCUUAUAUUCCAUGGUUAAAGAAAAAUAUAAACAAACAGAGUUUGAAACAGUGCAAAAUGAAGAAGACAACUUAAACGAGAAUCGUUCCGACAGUACGUCGUUUUUACAGCUAAAAAAAAUCGAAAAUCGUUUAAAAGAACUUUCCGAAGAAUGUAGAAACUUAAAGAUACAGACGACAAAUUUAGCUGCGUUGAUGAAUUCUGUGAAAGAAUUACCCAUUAUUGUCAAAAGCCUGGAAACAUUAAUUAAUGAACUCCAGUCAAGCAGUAUUCAUUCAGUCUCGCCACCUGUCAACACUGAUUUACCAAAACACCUGUCCCCUUUAUGCCUUAAAAGCUCUUGCGAUGCACCUACGAUUGAGGAAAAUGAUAAUGCUGGCAACGGAGUGGAAGAGAUGGUAGCACUGGCUCCUGGUAUUAAGAUUUUGCCUUCGCAGAGGGAUCUUUUGACUUUACAAGGAAAUCCAAAGAACUACACGUAUGCGUUAAUGGACAUGAUUUGGUCCAGAGAUGUGUUGGCAACACAUUCCUAA
Messenger RNA from Xenia sp. Carnegie-2017, 918 nucleotides. RefSeq lists its product as uncharacterized. Bases 1 to 918 code for a protein of 305 amino acids. Lineage: Eukaryota; Metazoa; Cnidaria; Anthozoa; Malacalcyonacea; Xeniidae. The record is from RefSeq and is a predicted model, not a curated record. The transcript is spliced from 7 exons.